AUGACACAACAAACCGUAACACUCUUGGCACCGGCUGGGGCGGCCAACAUCGAAGAGAAAGGCCAAAAGCACACACAACGAGAUCAUAAACGAGGCCUGCGCCUCUCCAGCAAUCUGUCCGCGGAACUUGACAAUACCUCCUUGCCAGCCAAAGCAGUCCCGACUUAUUUCCACGGCCAUGUGGAUGAGACUCUAGCCGACGAAGAUGUUAUCGAUGUGCAGAUUAUUGAGCAGGCACGGCGAACCCCAAACGCCGUGGCCGUCGUCUUCGAGGACAACUUGGCCCGGGCCACCUACAGAGAGCUUGCAGACAUGGUGCACAGCGCAUGCCACCUUUUGUCCUCAGCCAUGGGAGACAGCAACGCAAAAGAAAUCAGCUCCCUGCGUGGCAAACGGGUUGCAGUUGCGGGCGAUGUUUCCAUCGAGCGGCUGGCCGUUCUGAUCGCCAUCUUGAGCCUGGGUGCAUCCUACGUCCCUAUCGAUUUGGCCAACCCUCUCGACUGGAACAAGACAAUUCUGAAAGAUUGCCGUCCCUCCUGUAUAGCCUUCAUGACGGAAGACGGCUCCGUUUGGGAAGACGCCAGUUCUGAGCUUUUGGCUUACAUGGAGGAGUCGGUCCAAGAAUGCACGCGCGUCCGGGUUCCAGCCAAACUCCGUCCUCAUGAAACCGUGGCUAGCAGCAACAGAGCUAUAUUUCCCCCAACCCCAGGCCGCUCUGACGAGGACACGGCCUAUAUUCUCUACACCUCCGGCUCAACAGGCGUUCCCAAGGGUGUUCCAAUUCAGCACAAGGCGUUGAAAAACUCCAUAAUCGAAAAUCGACGCGUCUGUCUAUUUUCGGCGGCGAAAACCCGGGUACUCGGAAUCAACCCUUGGACGUUUGACGUUUCGGUCUUUGACAUGUUUGGCCCGCUGAGUAUUGGUGCGCAGCUUAUCUUGGGCCGUCGCGACUACAUCCUUUCUGAUCUUACGGGCGUGGUGCAGCAACACUCCAUCACCCACAUCACCACCACGCCAACCGUAGCCUCGUUGCUCAACCCGGACGACGUCCCCAGCAUAAAGUCGCUCGCGCUCGGCGGCGAGCCCAUGACGAAAGCCACUCGUGACACGUGGGCGCCCCGAAUCAGGCUAUACAACUCUUACGGCCCAACAGAGGCCACUAUUAUUGUCAUCACGCGCCGCUGCCAUCCCGACACGCCCGUUGCCAACAUCGGCCGCCCGCUGGCCAACGUGGCCGCUUAUGUUCUGGAAGAUUCGUUGGGGGACCUAGUGGAAACUCGCCAACUCCCUGUCGGUAAAGUUGGACAGCUCGCCCUGGGAGGUGUGCAGUUAUCGCCUGGUUAUUUACGUAAUUCACCGGGCCGUCCGAACCCUUUUGUCCAGCAUCGGGAGUAUGGGCAACUCUACCUGACGGGCGAUAUGGCCAUGUUCGAAAGCGAUGGUACCAUUGUUUGCUUGGGUCGCAUGGAUAACAUGGUAAAUCUCCGGGGUUUGCGCGUAGAACUCGGGGCGGUCGAAGCCGCCGUGGACGAGGUGUUGGUUCGUCUAACGGGGGCUGGAAAAUGCGUAUCGCUCAAGCUGGUUAAAAAAGGCACAGGUCAGGAGGUGCAAGUUGCGCUUUUCUGUACCGACAAUAACAAAUCUGGCGGCCGCAAAAGCAUCAUUGUUGGUUACCCUUUGGAUGCAAAGCGCAAGGAAAUGGUUUGUCAGAUGAAGGCGGCCGUUUUGGAAAAGUUUCCAGAUUAUUUCCUGCCUGACUAUUGGGUUCCGGUUGACGGCUUCCCUCGCAACAAGAACCAAAAGUUGGAUAGAAAGGUAGCGCAGGCGUUUGUGGAUGGCUUGAGCAAUAUGGAGUUGGCGGCGUGGCAUCUGGAUAAUUACUCCGAUGUGGACGUCAAGGAAUAG
Messenger RNA from Pyricularia pennisetigena, 1905 nucleotides. RefSeq lists its product as uncharacterized. The transcript has a single exon. Gene Ontology annotation, biological process: secondary metabolite biosynthetic process; amino acid activation for nonribosomal peptide biosynthetic process. Gene Ontology annotation, molecular function: phosphopantetheine binding. The coding region runs from base 1 to 1905 and encodes 634 amino acids. Gene Ontology annotation, cellular component: cytoplasm. Lineage: Eukaryota; Fungi; Ascomycota; Sordariomycetes; Magnaporthales; Pyriculariaceae. The record is from RefSeq and is a predicted model, not a curated record.